Molecule: messenger RNA, 330 nt
Organism: Penicillium vulpinum
Lineage: Eukaryota; Fungi; Ascomycota; Eurotiomycetes; Eurotiales; Aspergillaceae
Product: NAD-dependent epimerase/dehydratase
Exons: 3
Coding region: 1-330 (109 amino acids)
Biological process (GO): D-xylose metabolic process
Cellular component (GO): cytoplasm
Molecular function (GO): NAD+ binding; UDP-glucuronate decarboxylase activity
Source: RefSeq, a predicted model, not a curated record
AUGACGAAGGAAAAAUUGCCGCCAAAACCCCUUGCUACACCUACUGAGAGUAACACAGCGUCGACAUUCGCAUCACGAGGAUCACACAUGGACGCGAGCGACGACCACGUUGUGUCCAGCUUUAUUGCAUCUGCAUUAGCCGGCAAAGAUCUGAAGAUAGCCGGCAACGAUGUGGCAUCUUUGUCGUUUCAAUAUGUCACCGACUGUACGCAAGCGCUGCCAGACAUCACGUUGGCGAGAGAAGUGCUAGAGUGGGUCCCGGUUAUUCGGCUGGAAAAUGAAUUGUGGAGAAUUAUCGAGUGGAAUAUGAAGGAGGGGCAUUCUAACUGA